Molecule: messenger RNA, 3515 nt
Organism: Drosophila gunungcola (fruit fly)
Lineage: Eukaryota; Metazoa; Arthropoda; Insecta; Diptera; Drosophilidae
Gene: Gclc
Product: glutamate--cysteine ligase
Exons: 6
Coding region: 429-2594 (721 amino acids)
Biological process (GO): glutathione biosynthetic process
Cellular component (GO): glutamate-cysteine ligase complex
Molecular function (GO): glutamate-cysteine ligase activity
Source: RefSeq, a predicted model, not a curated record
GUUGUGAAAUACCCACACGCACACCAUCGUCCGUCGCACCACUCACCCACACCCGCACACUCACUACACAGCACUUCCAAUUGGAAAGAACCUUUCCGAUUGGGGGAGCACGUUUCGCGUGAAUUUCGCCCGUGAUUUCCGAGAUUUCUCGAUUCCGGUGACUGCCGCGCAUUUCUAUAAUUAAUACUAAAAACUAAAAAAAAGACAGAUUUGAAGAACCUGUCGCAAUAUCUGUUUACAAGAGAGCAGCUGACGCCGCAGCUGUAAAUUAUUGAGGGUGUGAAAAAAUCAUCCACACACCGCAGACCAACAGCAAAACAAAAGGAAAUCGUGAGAGAGCAAAAACAGCGGUAAAUUCGGCAAAUAGCGUUACACAACCCCACUAAAACUGCAGCCAGAGGCGAGAGAGAAAGAGAGCAAAAGGAGCAAUGGGUCUACUGAGCGAGGGCAGUCCACUAUCCUGGGAGGAAACCAAAGCACUGGCAGAUCAUGUGCGUGAACACGGUGUCAAUCAGUUCAUCAACCUGUACCACAGACUCAAGGAUCGCCAGGGUGAUAUUCUCAAAUGGGGCGACGAGGUGGAGUACAUUAUUGUCAAGUUCGAUGAUGAGGAAAAGGUAGCCCGAGUGGCCCUGCGGGCUCAGGAUCUGCUGGCCCAGCUGAACGAGAAGGAGCUCGCCGAUCCCAAUGGCGUGAAGUCGCUGUGGCGUCCAGAAUACGGUGCCUACAUGAUUGAGGGCACUCCCGGCAAACCCUUUGGCGGUCUGAUGGCCCACUUCAACCUGGUGGAGGCCAAUAUGCGCUAUCGUCGCGAGGAAGUCACCGAGCUGCUCGGGAAGGACGAGUGUGUCAUGUCCAUCACAAACUUCCCGCGCCUGGGCGCCCCCAAUUUCACCUAUCCGCUGGCCCAGCCACGUCCCGAGGAUCCACUCAGUUCCGCUCGCUCGCUCUACUUUCCCGACGAGGCCAUCUUUCCGGGUCAUCCGCGCUUCAAGACCCUCACCCGUAACAUUCGCAAGCGACGCGGCGAGAAGGUGUCCAUCAAGCUGAAGGUUUUCAAGGAUGCGAAGACCAAGUUGCCGGUGGAGGGUGCCCCGCCUGGGGAGCCGGAUGUGGUGCUCCUAGAUGCCAUGGGCUUCGGCAUGGGCUGCUGCUGCCUGCAGCUGACCUUCCAGGCCUGCAACAUCACAGAGGCACGCCGCCUCUACGACCAGCUGGCGCCCCUCUGUCCCAUCAUGUUGGCCCUGACCGCCGCCUCGCCCAUUUAUAGGGGCUAUCUCACGGAAUCGGAUUGCCGCUGGAACGUGAUCAGCUCCUCGGUGGACUGUCGCACGGAAGAGGAACGCGGCCUGGCGCCGCUGGACAAGCAAAAGUUCCGGAUUGCCAAGUCGCGAUACGAUUCCAUCGACUCCUAUUUGUCGCCCGAGGGGGCCAAGUACAACGAUGUGCCGCUCACCUACGACGAGUCGGUCUAUCAGCGUCUGGUCGAGGGCGGCAUUGACCACCUGCUGGCCCAGCAUGUGGCCCACUUGUUUAUCCGGGACACCGUGUCGCUGUUCAGCGAGAAGGUGCACCAGAACGACAACGAGGACACGGAUCAUUUCGAGAACAUCCAGUCCACCAACUGGCAGACCAUGCGCUUCAAGCCGCCGCCACCGAACAGCUCGAUUGGCUGGCGGGUGGAGUUCCGCCCUUGCGAGGCUCAGAUCAGUGACUUCGAGAACGCGGCCAUAGUUUGCUUCGUCGUCCUGCUCACCCGUGUGAUCCUCUCCUACCAGCUGAACUUCCUCACGCCGAUCAGCAAGGUGGACGAGAAUAUGCAGACGGCGCAGAAGAGGGAUGCCUGUCGCAAGGAGAAGUUCUGGUUCCGCAAGUCCUCGAAGACCACCGAGCAAAGGGCGGCCAAGGCCCAGGCUCAAGCUCAGGCUCAGACCAAUGGCAAGGCCACUUUGAAUGGCGAAGGUGUGGCCGAGAAUGGCAAUGGGCUGGCCAAUGGCAAUGGCAUCGAGAAUGGAGACCAUGAAGAGAAGCAGCAGCCUCCUCUGACCAACGGUUCAGCCAAGAUGAACGGACACGGCAACACCAAUGGCACCAGCAACGGCGCCACCAAUGGUUCCUCGAAUGGCUCCUUCAAUGGCGCAGACAGCGAUCACACCGACACCGAUGACGAGGAAAACGAGCUGUUCCAGCUGCUGUCCAUCAAUGAGAUCUUCAAUGGCAAGCCCAAUGUGUUUCCCGGUCUGGUGCCAUUGAUCCGCAGCUAUUUGCAGUCCAUGGAGGUGGACACCGAUACGCAUUGCACCAUUGAACAGUAUCUGCGCUUCAUCGAGAAGCGUGCCGCCGGCGAGCUGAUCACCACGGCCACCUGGAUGCGUGAGCAGGUGCUUAGCCACCCGGACUACAAGCAAGAUUCCGUGGUCAGCGAGGGCAUCAACUACGAUCUGCUGAAGCGCAUCCAGGGCAUCCAGGAGGGCAAGCAGGUGGAGCCGGCGCUGCUCGGCCAGGGCUAUCAUUCCAAGACCAAGACGAAAGACUUCAUUCCGCCGGCGCUGCAGAAACAGCUGGCCAAGAACGGCUGCUGCGAGGAUAAAUGAUCGAGGAGCGCGCUGCGGACGCGUCCAACGCAGCUGGCCGCCGGUGGCCGGCGCAUGUGAUUCGGGUUUUGUGGGUCCGUUCGGGUGUAGUGCGGCAUAUGUUGAGGGCAACGGCGAAAGGCAACGGCGAAGGCAACGGCAAAACGAAACGAAACGGAUACGGCAAACGGAGCAACAUUUAUCAAUAUUAUUUUUAGCAUAAUUUAAAACGGAUUAACAAUUAGCGUGCACCAAAAUCCUAAUUGUGGACAAAUGUUUUGCGGCCGUGCGUGGCCUUUGGAAACGAAAGGCCGGAAGGCAGUAGGCAGAAGAAGGAGGAGGAGGAUGGACUAAGGAAUGGUUAUGGGGCACAGGAGGAUACCUUGCGAGGAUCCCCAGCCAGCCAACCAGAAUAUCCUCCCCUUGACCAGGUGCGUCAUCGUUUCGAUGGGAUCUGAAGCCCUCGAUCGCAACCGAUAAUUGCAAUAGUUAAAUAGAGAACAACUAAGAAUUACGAAGUCUACUUUAUACCAACAUCAAGAACUACUACAACAACAUAAAUCUCAACCAAGUGCCGUACCACAAGACCUACAACAAAAAUAUGAAGAAUACAUAUAGUUCAAAUCGAGGCAAGGUUAAAAACGUCUUUCUGUUUGUUUUCGUUUACAUCAUAUAUAUUUAUUAUUCCUAUUAUUACAAAGUGCAAGUACAAUGAAAAGUUGUUUAUUUUUUUUUUAAUAGAUAUAUUUACACACACGCAAAACACAUAUGUAUGUCUAAAAGUGGCCUGCUGUUUAAACUAGAUAUGAUAAGUAUAACUAAAACAACACUUGUGCUAUUAUAAUUUAUUGUGUAUGUGAUUGUUUCACCAUUAUGAUACGAUUAUGAUUUAUUGUGACCACAAGCAAGCAAAUAAACGGAAAAAAUUGUUGAAUCUUUAAA